Loxodonta africana (African savanna elephant) is the source of this 4910-nucleotide messenger RNA. RefSeq names its product PR/SET domain 4 (gene PRDM4). Bases 302 to 2674 code for a protein of 790 amino acids. The record is from RefSeq and is a predicted model, not a curated record. Gene Ontology annotation, molecular function: histone methyltransferase binding; DNA-binding transcription factor activity, RNA polymerase II-specific. Lineage: Eukaryota; Metazoa; Chordata; Mammalia; Proboscidea; Elephantidae. The transcript is spliced from 11 exons. Gene Ontology annotation, cellular component: nucleus. Gene Ontology annotation, biological process: transcription by RNA polymerase II; regulation of gene expression.
GGCUCUGCCGCAGCGAGGGGACCGGGGCUGCGUCCUCUCCGUGGUUUUGGUGACCGUGCCUGUCUCCCCUAGGUUGGGCAGCGCCUUUCCGGGAGCUUCGGGAGGAAAGGCCCCAGGUGGCCCCCGACAUGCCCCAUCCAAGAUGGGGUGCACGGCCGCCGGCCCUCGGGAGAAGUUGGGCGGCCCCGGGGGUAGUGGGCGCGUUUGUGCAGCGGUUGUGAGCAAGAUGCGGCGGCACGUGACCCUGGAACGCAAACCCUGAUGCCGCGUGGUCAUUUCUCUGACACUUGGCCCCAAGCAGAUGCAUCACAGGAUGAAUGAGAUGAACCUGAGCCCAGUGGGGAUGGAGCAGCUGACUUCAUCCUCUGUGAGCAAUGCCUUGCCAGUCUCAGGAAGUCACCUGGGCCUGGCUGCCUCACCCACUCACAAUGCCAUCCCUGCCCCAGGCCUGCCAGUGGCAAUUCCAAACCUAGGUCCCUCCCUGAGUUCUCUGCCCUCUGCUUUGUCUCUGAUGCUCCCAAUGGGUAUUGGCGAUCGAGGGGUGAUGUGUGGGUUACCAGAAAGAAACUAUACCUUACCUCCAUCACCUUAUCCUCACCUGGAGAGCAGUUACUUCAGAACCAUUCUACCUGGCAUUUUAUCUUAUUUAGCUGACAGACCUCCUCCUCAGUAUAUCCACCCUAACUCUAUAAACGUUGACGGUAAUACAGCAUUAUCUAUCGCCAAUAACCCUUCAGCACUAGAUCCAUAUCAGUCUAAUGGAAAUGUUGGAUUAGAACCAGGCAUUGUUUCAAUAGACUCUCGCUCUGUGAACACACAUGGUGCCCAAAGUCUUCAUCCCAGUGAUGGCCAUGAGGUGGCAUUGGACACAACAAUCACUAUGGAGAAUGUUUCUAGGGUUACCAGCCCAAUAUCUACAGAUGGAAUGGCAGAAGAGCUUACAAUGGAUGGCGUUGCAGGCGAACAUUCCCAAAUCCCAAAUGACUCCAGAAGUCAUGAACCUCUCUCUGUGGAUUCUGUGAGCAACAACCUUGCAGCAGACACUGUAGGACACGGUGGUGUGAUACCCAUUCAUGGGAAUGGCCUGGAGCUCCCUGUGGUCAUGGAGACAGAUCACAUUGCAAGUCGUGUCAACGGGAUGUCCGAUAAUGCCCUCAGUGACUCCAUCCACACCGUGGCUAUGAGCACCAACUCUGUAAGCGUGGCACUCUCUACCUCACACAACCUCGCCUCCCUAGAAUCUGUUUCCCUCCAUGAAGUUGGCCUCAGCCUAGAACCUGUGGCGGUCUCCUCCAUCACCCAGGAGGUUGCUAUGGGGACAGGUCAUGUAGACGUGUCUUCAGACAGUCUUUCUUUUGUACCACCUUCACUGCAAAUGGAAGACUCCAAUUCAAACAAGGAAAAUAUGGCAACCUUGUUUACAAUUUGGUGUACUCUCUGUGACAGAGCCUAUCCCUCAGACUGCCCCGAUCAUGGACCAGUGACUUUUGUUCCUGACACUCCAAUAGAGAGCAGAGCAAGGCUUUCUCUGCCAAAGCAGCUUGUUCUCCGCCAGUCAAUUGUGGGAGCUGAAGUUGGUGUAUGGACAGGAGAAACCAUUCCUGUGCGGACUUGCUUCGGGCCUUUAAUUGGUCAGCAGAGUCACUCCAUGGAAGUAGCAGAUUGGACAGACAAGGCAGUUAACCAUAUCUGGAAGAUAUACCACAAUGGUGUCCUAGAGUUCUGCAUCAUUACAACUGACGAAAAUGAAUGUAACUGGAUGAUGUUUGUGCGCAAAGCCAGGAACCGGGAAGAGCAGAAUUUGGUGGCUUAUCCCCAUGAUGGAAAAAUCUACUUUUGCACCUCCCAAGAUAUCCCUCCUGAAAACGAACUGCUUUUUUAUUAUAGCCGGGAUUACGCUCAGCAGAUUGGUGUUCCUGAACACCCAGAUGUGCAUCUCUGUAAUUGUGGCAAGGAGUGCAAUUCCUAUACAGAGUUCAAAGCCCAUCUGACCAGCCAUAUUCAUAACCAUCUUCCUAGCCAGGGCCACAGUAGCAGCCAUGGGCCAAGCCACAGCAAAGAAAGGAAAUGGAAGUGCUCAAUGUGCCCCCAAGCUUUUAUCUCUCCUUCCAAACUUCAUGUCCACUUUAUGGGUCACAUGGGCAUGAAGCCCCACAAGUGUGAUUUCUGUAGUAAGGCUUUUAGUGAUCCCAGCAACCUGCGGACCCACCUCAAGAUACAUACAGGUCAGAAGAACUAUAGAUGUACUUUGUGUGACAAGUCUUUCACCCAGAAGGCUCACUUGGAGUCCCACAUGGUUAUCCACACGGGUGAGAAGAAUCUCAAGUGUGAUUACUGUGACAAGCUGUUUAUGCGGAGGCAGGACCUCAAGCAGCACGUGCUCAUCCAUACACAAGAACGCCAGAUCAAGUGUCCCAAGUGCGGUAAGCUAUUCUUGAGGACGAAUCACUUAAAGAAGCAUCUCAAUUCUCACGAAGGAAAACGGGAUUAUGUCUGUGAAAAAUGUACAAAGGCUUAUCUAACCAAAUACCAUCUCACCCGCCACCUGAAAACCUGCAAAGGGCCCACCUCCAGCUCAUCAGCACAGGAAGAGGAAGAGGAGGAUGACUCAGAGGAGGAAGAAUUAGUUGACUCUGUGGGGGCAGAAGACUGUAGGCUUAGCAGUGCUGUGUAGUCAACAGAUAAGCCUCUCUCUGUACAUAAAUAGAAGAAAAAGCAGCAAACUACUUUGGAUGCAAAAGGGAAAAACAUAGAUAACCAGUUCUCCACUACAAUGGUUUUUAUAUAAAAUGGUUUCUGAUUUCCUUUCAGCCAACAUCAAAAUAGACUGAUGAAUGGGAAUGAAUAAAGCACUUAUAGAAGAGUGUUCUGAUGAAAGCAUCCCAGAGCAGUUAAAACAUGCAGUGUAAGCUUCUUACUUCGACUGCAGACAACAAGUGCAGCACCUGCCUUAACCUCGCCUGGCCCACUGAGCUUGGCUUACGGUUCAUGCCAAUCACCAAAACUCACUCUUGGGUGUUUUGGGGUACAUUUUGUUUUCCAGAUCUUCAGUAGGCACCUAGAAGGCAAAUAAAAAAGGAGCUUCCAGGCAGUAGGCAAUGAUGGAGAGAAGAAAAGGAGAGACAGCUGGGCCACUGUCCAGGAAACUAGCUUUGCCGGGAAGCUAAGGUGAAUCACCUGGUUAUUGUUACUGAAAAAUCUUUCUAGGUUUAGACAUGUCUCUCACUGUCUCCAGUAAAUUCCCAGCCACUCAAAUGAAGGAGACUGGAGCUGUAGAGAGCCAAAGUAAUGCAUGCUGGAUUAUCUCCUGAUGACAAAUACGUGUGAACUCACCUGACAAGUGGUACCUCAGCCCGUGGAAGGGAAGGAAGGGAAUGUUCUAAUGUUCAUAUUUGGCUCAGUCUGUGAAAUGUAUCAAGACGCCAUUCACCGUUGAAAUGACACUCACGUUCAAAGCAACAAAUGACUCUAAAUGCAUUGGUGCAUUUGCAAAUUUAUGUCCCCCAGGUAUCCCUGGGGUGGGGGACCUCGCUGGUUAAGCAUGAUGGAUGCCAGACGACCUGGAAGGUAAAGAAGGCUUAAUGGUCACCACGUUGGCCUGUUUUCAGGGUUGCAAUCUAGUUAAUUUAUCCAUUUACCUGGUCUCUGUCUCACGUGCAUACCUGGCUUUCAGCAAGAAGCUGACACAUCCUUACGUUGACAGGGUUGCUAGAAUGUGCUCUCUCGCUCUAAGGCACAACCUUUGGGUUGUAGUAGAGAGGACUUUGCCGGAAGGUUUUGCUGCUAAUGUAUUUAUGGAAUGAAUGUAUUUCAUUCAAAUCUGUAUUCCUUUAGGAAGGAUUAAAAUAAAAACUUUUUUAAAACAUAGAAUUCCUCUUGUAAUCUUGUUUUGUGAAAGAAGGAGCUGAAUGAGUCUUUAGUAGAAAAUCAGGUACAAUUUGAAUUUUUGUAAGGUUAGAAGGGAAAAAGCAUUCCCUAAGUAUUACAGCUUUCAGAUCAUAUUCUAAUGUGUCUGUGCAUCUAACAGAGCUCAGACAAACAUGCCUCCUGUGUUUUCAGCUGUCCUUUCCUGCCCUCUUCCUCCCUGAGCUAGUGCCUUUUCUCUGCUGCCUCCGUGAAGAACUGUGGCACGUCUACAGUUGAGCAGGAGUGAGGCAUUGGGGGUGGUUAGGGUGGCAGCUGAAGCUGAGUCAUGAAGCCUCAGUCAGGACAGCUCUGAGAGACCUGGGACAGCUCCAGGUCAGACUUUUGCCAAAGGCCAGCUCUGCUCCCAGGAACCCACUGCUCUUGGAACCUUCUUCCCUUUACUUCAGCAGCACGUGCUGGAUUAAAUUCCUUCAUCUCCCUGCACUGGUUGAAAUGCAGCCCAAGAUAGUUAAGCCUAAUGUCAAAAAAAAAAAAAAGGAAACUGGGAAAUAGUUUCAGUGAGAAUGUAGCUGUUAUUAUUUACAAGUGUUUCUCAUUUUUUUCAUCUCAGACUACAAUGACAUGUUUUUAAGUCAUUCUCACAAGACGAGUAAAUUAAGAACUGCCCUUUCAACAAGGUUUUAUGCUGAGCCUUCCCUGCCUGUUGCAGGCAACCUUAUCUAUUGCUCUCUUGGUAUCAGUCUGUUGGGUAAAUAACCACAAUGAGAGGCAGGCUAUGAGUGUGGGCUCUGGAGCCCUGAGAAUUUUCUCUAGUCUCAGCUACGUGAUGGUUUUGUAACCUUGAUCAAGUUACACAGCUUCUCUAUGCCUCUAUUUACUUAGCUGUAAAUAGAGGGCACCUAUUAGAGUUCCCACUUCAUAAUGGUCUUUGGUUAUUAAGUGAGUUAAUCCAUGUGCGUGGUUUUUACGCGAUGCUUGACACAUAGUAACAAUACUGUUAGCUAACAUUGUUCAGUUUCAUGUUAGCCCAGGGUAUACCUCUG